Messenger RNA from Planococcus citri (citrus mealybug), 2296 nucleotides. RefSeq names its product coiled-coil domain-containing protein 22 homolog. Gene Ontology annotation, molecular function: cullin family protein binding. Gene Ontology annotation, biological process: positive regulation of ubiquitin-dependent protein catabolic process. Lineage: Eukaryota; Metazoa; Arthropoda; Insecta; Hemiptera; Pseudococcidae. The record is from RefSeq and is a predicted model, not a curated record. The transcript is spliced from 12 exons. Bases 176 to 2092 code for a protein of 638 amino acids.
GGAUAAUUUUUCCCAUCUGUUCUCUGUUCUGUUUCAUAAAAUUAAGCAAAUAUUUAACUUAACGAGAUGGAAAUAAAAUUAACCGGCAAAUAUGUAAAAAUCUCUUUGCGCUCACAGUUGCUGGCAAAAAGUUGAACUUGACGUGUUGAAAUACUUGUUGAAUACUCCCUUCGAAAUGGACGACGUCGAUCAAAUUGUCUUAUCAUCUCUGAAAGAAAUCGGAUAUGAAGCGAAGGAUGACAUCUAUAGUUUGAAACUUUGCCCUUUCGAGGACCUGGUCGAGAUGGCUAUCUGUUGUAUCAACACCAUCAAACCGGAUUUGAACUUUCCCAGGGUUUUGCCUCCUUCUAUGUCCAUUAAAUUCAACAUGUGCAAUCAAUUAGCUACCAUUUGUAAUGAACUCGGGUACAAGGGCGAUGUAGGGUAUCACACCUUUUUAUAUACUAAUGUGACCGAUGUUCGAAAUGUAAUAAUUUUCUUGGUACAACAUUUACCCAGGCAGUUGGCUUUUGAAGAAAUUGAAAAAACUGACGAUAAGAAUACCUCUAGCAUAAGACAAAAAACUGCUGAAGAACUCAAAAAAAUAUUAAGCUCUAAAUCAAAAGAUCAUAACGGAAUGUGCUUAACACCAUUUAUAUCGACAGCGUUGGAAACUGGUGCAUUACUACCAAAUCAAAAAAUUGAUUGCCAGCCUCUUGAGUGGCGAGAUUUUGUCGUUAAAAAAUUACCUUUUGUUGACGAACAAGUUAAUAAUUACGAGUCUUUCUUGCCAUCACUGAUAUCUUUAAAUUCGAGUGGUAUACUGAAUCCAAAAAAACCCAAAUGUUUUAGUUUUAAUUUGAAACCUCUCGAAGAAAGCUUUUUCAAUUCUGUUCUUUCAAGAGGGUCUGCAGAUAACUGUCGGCUUGAUACUUCAAGCGCGUCAGAAGUUGAGUUACCAGGUUUUCAAGCCAAUGAAGGUGCUAAUAAUGUUCUCUCAAAGACCACAGGAAGCGAGAGAUCAUCUUCAGAAACGGAUAAAGAAGCUGAACUCGCAUCUCUAGAAGAAGAAAUAAAAAAUAUGCAAGAUGAAUUGGCAACGUUGAAAUUGAAAUUCAACGAUAUUUCAAAAUCUAAUACUGAUCUUAAGAAAAAAUUGGAAGAAAAAACUGCCGCAGAAUCGACUUUGGAACAGUCAUUACAGCUGCUUCCAGAUUCUGAAAACAACAUUCCAAAAUUACUAGCUGCCAAUGAGAAAGUUAGAAAUAAAAUUGAAAAACACGAAGCUCAGUGGCAGCAAGGUAAAGAAGUAUUGCUCAAGAGAAAGACUGAAUUGGAAGGAAUACUAAAUACAAAAACAAGUGAAAAAAAUGAGCUUAUCGAAAAUAUUUUGGAGCUUAGAAAAGAACUUCUCAACGUCGCUGAACAAAUAGAAAAGAAGAAAAUCCUGCAGCAAAAGUUAGCGGAAAGUGAUGCAUUGAAAGGUGUUCAAAGGAACGAAUAUAUUCAAAGAAUUUUUGAAAUAAUUAAAAAUAUCAAAAAACAAGGAAAGGAAAUCGAUAAAAUCCUGGUCGAUAUGAGAUACGUUCAAAAAGAAAUAAACACGUUAUCUGGAAAAAUCGACAGAUCGUUCGCUGUCGCUGAACAAAUGGUUGUAUCUAACUCAAGAAACGAUGAGCUUUCUCUUGAAACUCAUAAAUUGCUGUUACUUUUGCACAAAGACGUCUCAGAUAUCCUUACUAUGGUUGGAGAAACUGGAAAUUAUGUUAGAGAAUCGAAAGAUUUGGAAGAACAGUUACAAACUUUAGAAAGCAGUGAAAAUAUAUCUGAAUCUUUCGAGCAAGUUAGUAAAGAUCUUAAACGACUGAAAGAAGAAGAAGCCUCUUUGUUGAAAAAAUUGGGUUUAUUUGAGAAAAAGCAACCUGAGUCGACUGCAUUGCCACCACCUAAAUCGAAUAAUGGUGACAGAUCUGAAACUAAACUUAAUAACAUUGUCAUUGAUCGUUUAGGCUAUCCUGCGCUCGAAAACUUUAAACCUGUCAAUAGGCAAACUUCGCAAGGAUCUGCUGAAAGUUCAUCCAAAACUAAAUCCAAGCAGAGUACUUCGUCAUGAUAUAAAUUUGCGCAAUUUAUAUUGCGCAUGAUUUUACGUAAUAUAGUUUCAUUCUUAAUAUGCAUUUAUGUAUUACCUUCUAGUACACGUGUGAUAUACUUUAAUGCGUUUUUCAAACGUGAGCUGAUAAUGCGAUAGAUUCGCUUAUGUUAGGUAUUUUACCCUGAUUAUUUAUUUAGAUAAGUAAUAUGUUUUAUGCAGAAU